AUGAUCAUCACAAUAGCAUUAAAUGUUGACUUCUCUGAGCCGUCGCAGAUAUUGUUAGCCAAUGAACAGUUAUAUAACAGUGCCUUAUCGCAAUAUGAGAGUCGCUUAAACCAAUUGAACGACACUUCCCUGUCAUCACUGCAGACAUCAUUGUCGACACCGUUGUCUUCAUCGUCGUCUUCUUCAAAGAUUUUACCAACAGAUUUGUCUUCAACUACAACAACAACAGCAAAAACUACAACAACGACAGCGAGUAAACUAUCGAAACUAUCGCCAAAGGGUAUGGAAAGCCUUAUCCGUGUCGUCACACCAAAGACUAAUCGCAUUGAAAUCGGAGAUAUGACAUUAAUAUCGAUGAGCAGCGAAAACGACAACUAUUCGUCAUCUUCUGGCGAGAUAUCAAUCGAUAAGAAGCUCAUCAAAGAAAUAGAGUCAAAGAAACGGAUGGAAGAAGAGACGAGAAGAUGUAGCUCUUCUGUUGACAUCAAACCAGUGCUACCAAAGCCACCGCCUCUCAUAUCGCAGCGUCAUUCAGGCCCUACGGUUGUCCCCAAUAAGGAACAGAUCUCAACAAUGUAUGGCUCAUUGUCUAAGAGCAGCACUGAUAUAAAGACUGGUGUCUAUGGACAACAGCAUCAGCCAUAUGGCGAACAUAGCAUUCAGAGCUCACCUAUGCCUCCGACCCAUAGACUAUCGCUGACUACCGUAUCGCUGUAUAAUAUGCCAUACAUUAGUGCCACUAAUUACGAGCCAAAAGCUAAUAGUGGCGCACCUGUGCAUCAACUGGCAACAACUGGUACGCGCAACGACACGUGGCACGCGCCCACUCAUCCCAGUACUGGCACUACACUAAGGCCAACAUGUAGUGGCAACUGCUGUCUCAAUGUAUUGCCACUUAAUAACAGUUGGCUUCACGCAAAUGGAACCACCGAUAGCAGGCCCUGUGCUGUAAAUACAGAGAUGAAUGUAUACACAUUUAACAGACGGUUUGGCACUCCGUCACCAUCAGUAGUCAUACCUCCAUCGAGUAUCAGUCCAUCGCAUUUGAAAAAUCUGCCGAACAUUUUGAACGCCCGACAGCUUAUGGAUCAUCAAUCUCUGAGCGACCAAAUGCGUGAUUAUCAGAGUUACCAUCGAUUGGUACCGAAACGAAAAAUGUCCGACUAUUCAAUCGAUGCCAUUCUUGAUCUCAAACGAGAUAACAGUGAAAACAAUUUCAAUAGUCACGAGUUUAGUCAUUACAACAGAUAUAACAAUCAGUCAAAGCGUUUGAACGACGAACCGAUGAAUUUGUCGAAGAAGUGCUUCUUCAACAGCGACGGCGGCAACAGUAGCGGUAGUGUCUCUUCGCCGCCGCUUUCAAUCUAUUCGGCACUUAGUUCGCCGGUUGGCUCUCCGUUGAGCUCAGGUAUGGAAUCGCCGCCAUACAAGUCAUUGAAGUCGGCGACCAACACAAUGAUGUCAAUGCCGUUAAUGAUUAAGACCAAUGGACACCAUCACAAUCCGCGGGUUUACCGUAAUCUGACAAAUGACCGCAUAUUUGAAUGCAAACAAUGCGGUAAAGUAUUCAAACGGUCGUCCACACUGUCGACACACUUAUUGAUUCACUCGGACACCCGACCCUAUCCAUGUAUAUAUUGUGGCAAACGAUUUCACCAGAAGUCGGAUAUGAAGAAACACACGUACAUACAUACCGGCGAAAAGCCACACAAAUGCGUGGUCUGUGGCAAAGCGUUUAGUCAGUCAUCCAAUUUGAUAACCCAUUCCCGCAAACACACCGGUUAUAAGCCGUUCUCAUGCGAGCUCUGUCCCCGAGCUUUCCAGAGGAAAGUUGAUCUCAGGCGACACCGCGACACUCAGCACCUGAACCAUAAUGGCAACACUCAAACCAAUAAUACCAAUAAAAACAUCGCAACAAAUGAUCUCAAAAUGCGAAAUCAUUUUGUCUUUAAAUAA
Messenger RNA from Oppia nitens, 1956 nucleotides. Its product is annotated as Wilms tumor protein homolog A-like. The record is from RefSeq and is a predicted model, not a curated record. Lineage: Eukaryota; Metazoa; Arthropoda; Arachnida; Sarcoptiformes; Oppiidae. The transcript is spliced from 5 exons. The coding region runs from base 1 to 1956 and encodes 651 amino acids. Gene Ontology annotation, cellular component: nucleus.